GACACUGGGUGCCGCAGACGGAGGAAUGAAGGAUUUGUUCGCCUGCAACAGGCUCCUCAGGAAGUACAUCAAAAAGGGCCAGUGGCAGCAGAGCAUUUCACUUCUGCAGCGCAUGCAAGAAGAAGAAAUCAGCCCUGACGUGAUAACCAUCAACUCAACCUUGAGUGCUUGCGAGAGAAGUGCCGAAUGGCAGCGCGUUUUGCACUUCUUUGCCAAACAAAGGCCAGUCAUGGACAAGUUUACCCUGAGUAUCACCCUCAAGGCCUGUCGCCGUGGGAUGCGAUGGAUCGAUGCCUUAGAGCUGCUGCACCUGGCAGGAACCGGGGAGCAAGCCCUAGAAACCAUGGAUUUGGUGGUUUGGAAUGCUGCCAUGGCUGCCUGCGAAAGGGCCGCAGAUCAAGCGUGGCGUUGGUGCCUGCACUUGUUGCAGUCGUGCCCAUUCCCACCUGACAUCGUAAGUUUCAACACCAGCCUGAGCGCCUUGGCUCGUGCUCGUCGCUGGCGCCAGUGCUUGCAGAUGUUGCUGCAGAUACCGCAGCCAGAUAUCCUCUCUUACAACUCGUGUAUCACAGCCUGCAGUGGGGCAGCGUGGCCCUUUGCCCUGCAGCUUUUGUCGGAUGCGGUGGAGGCUGAUCUCAAGUUGUCCACCAUCAGUUUCAACGCUGCCAUCGCCGCUUGUGACAAGGGGCAUCAGUGGCAGAAGGCUUUGCAGCUCUUCUGGGAACUGAAUAGGUCACAUUGCCGUGCAUCUGAGGUCACUUACAGCAGUGUCCUGAGCGCCUGUGAGGUGAGCCUCCCGUGGCGCAGCCUCCUACAGCUGGCGGCUGGUGGCUUUAGCUGGAGCGCCUUGGCGGUGGCCUGUGGGAAACAGGCCGCCUGGUGCAUGGCCCUGAGCCUCCUGGAGGUGGGACCAUGGUGGCCACAUGCUGAGGUCAUGGGCGAUGCUUCGACACCGGCUGUGUCGCAAGCGACGGUUCGGGCCUGUGCAGCUGCGCUCAAGUGGCAGGCCGCUUGGCAACUGCUUCAUGCCAGCAGAUGGCAGCAGACGUUGGAAGUCACCCAGCUGACGCAUCAAGCGGCACUCGGAGCAGGUGGUAUGCCUUGGGGACAGCGUGACCCGCAUGGUCCUCUGGACCGAUAUUUGGGACGACGGCUUCGAGAGGAGUAUCUGGAGAUCCACAGGCUAAGCAGUCUCGGGCCAGCUAUAGAGAUGGAGACGGAAGAGAUUCCAACGCUUGAGGUUGCGCGAUUGGUGUUGACCUCUUUGCACUUGCGGUCCUAAAAUCGAUCGAACCCGUUGGAGACCA
This is a messenger RNA of Cladocopium goreaui, 1307 nucleotides long. Lineage: Eukaryota; Dinophyceae; Suessiales; Symbiodiniaceae. The record is from the annotation of a GenBank genome assembly.